AUGAUGAAGUUUCUGCUAAUUGCCGCUUUCCUUCCGGCACUGAUCAAUGGUAUUGCUGUGAGACCAUGCCCUAACAACGCACCGGUGCCGCAGGACGUACGUGUGGUGGGUUGCACGGCUGAGCCAUGCGUGGUUCAGAUUGGUGGAGUGGUCGAUAUGGAUCUGGACUUUGUGGCUCCUCGGGCCAGCACUGGUAUGCGCGCUAGUCUGAACAUUUUCCUCGGUGACUUCCGCGUACCGUACGAGCUGCCAGUCGAUCAGCAGAACGCUUGCAACUUCCUGGAAGCAGGAGAUUGCCCAGUGUCGGCCGGAGAAUUCAUCAACUACCACCUGAGCACGCCGGCGUCCGCCCCGUUUGCGGGUAUCACCGUCGAUCUGCAGCUUCAGCUCUCUGACGACAGCGGAGAGCCGCUAAUUUGCUACCGAUCUUCGGCUACCAUCGUUGCUGCGUAG
Messenger RNA from Anopheles nili, 453 nucleotides. RefSeq lists its product as uncharacterized. Bases 1 to 453 code for a protein of 150 amino acids. The transcript has 2 exons. The record is from RefSeq and is a predicted model, not a curated record. Lineage: Eukaryota; Metazoa; Arthropoda; Insecta; Diptera; Culicidae. Gene Ontology annotation, biological process: intracellular cholesterol transport.